Messenger RNA from Pseudovirgaria hyperparasitica, 1104 nucleotides. RefSeq names its product GTP binding protein-like protein. Lineage: Eukaryota; Fungi; Ascomycota; Dothideomycetes; Acrospermales; Acrospermaceae. The record is from RefSeq and is a predicted model, not a curated record. The coding region runs from base 1 to 1104 and encodes 367 amino acids. The transcript is spliced from 9 exons. Gene Ontology annotation, cellular component: cytoplasm. Gene Ontology annotation, molecular function: GTP binding; GTPase activity. Gene Ontology annotation, biological process: cytoplasmic translation.
AUGGCGACGACCGUGGAGAAGAUCAAAAACAUCGAAGAUGAAAUGGCCAAAACCCAAAAGAACAAGGCGACCUCAUUUCACUUGGGUCAAUUGAAGGCGAAGCUGGCAAAGUUGAAACGCGAGCUACUCACGCCAAGUGGAGGUGGCGGCGGUGGAGGAGUCGGAUUCGACGUCGCCAGGACUGGUGUAGCCAGUGUGGGUUUUAUAGGCUUUCCCUCUGUGGGCAAAAGUACGCUCAUGAGCAGGCUUACAGGCCAGCAUUCGGAGGCCGCCGCAUAUGAAUUUACAACGCUUACGACUGUUCCGGGACAAGUCAUGUAUAACGGCGCUAAAAUCCAAAUAUUGGAUCUACCAGGAAUUAUCCAAGGCGCAAAGGAUGGCAAAGGACGAGGUCGUCAAGUGAUUGCUGUGGCUAAGACUUGCCAUCUGAUUUUCAUCGUUUUGGAUGUGAACAAACCCCUUACCGACAAACGUGUUAUCGAAAACGAGCUUGAGGGAUUUGGUAUCAGAAUAAACAAGAGUCCACCCAACAUUGUGUUCAAGAAAAAGGAUAAGGGAGGUAUCAAUAUAACAGCAACGGUUCCUUUAACUCAUAUCGACCACGGUGAAAUCAAAGCCGUCAUGAACGAAUACAAAAUAAACUCGGCUGAUAUAGCUAUUCGAUGUGAUGCAACCAUCGACGAUCUUAUAGACGUUCUCGAGGCGAAGAGUCGGAGUUACAUUCCUGUCAUCUACGCCCUCAAUAAGAUCGAUGCUAUUUCUAUCGAGGAGCUUGACUUAUUGUACCGCAUUCCGAACGCUUGUCCGAUUAGUUCCGAGCAUGGUUGGAAUGUGGAUGAAUUACUUGAGCAAAUGUGGGAGAAGCUGAAUCUGAGGCGGGUAUAUACGAAGCCAAAGGGAAAAUUGCCCGAUUACAGCGCGCCUGUUGUGCUCCGCGCCAACGCUUGCACGGUAGAAGACUUUUGCCACUCAAUCCAUAAAUCUAUCGUGGAGCAAUUCAAAGUUGCGAUCGUGUACGGCAAGUCCGUCAAGCACCAGCCGCAGAGAGUAGGCCUUGCACACGAGCUCGGAGACGAGGACAUUAUUACUAUAAUCAAGCGAUAA